This is a messenger RNA of Penicillium taxi, 1443 nucleotides long. RefSeq lists its product as uncharacterized. The transcript has 4 exons. Bases 1 to 1443 code for a protein of 480 amino acids. Gene Ontology annotation, cellular component: nucleus. Gene Ontology annotation, biological process: regulation of transcription by RNA polymerase II. The record is from RefSeq and is a predicted model, not a curated record. NCBI's taxonomy places the organism in Eukaryota, Fungi, Ascomycota, Eurotiomycetes, Eurotiales, Aspergillaceae.
AUGACGCCCGACAUCUAUGACUCGGACGAUGUCGCGAAUCGAUCCCCACCCAUGGUGGCGCAAAAGAUCAAUUAUGCUGUAGAAGAGCCUCCACCACCCUUUCUCCCUCCCUCCGAUGGCACUCCCCAUCUUCCCCUGGGAACUUCAGGUUCCCGUAAGCUUAAUCAGCCCGAAUCCCAGGCCCCUACCGGCUUAGGCGACUUGGUUCUGAUGAAAUCUCUAGCGCCAAACCAUCCGGAAAUCGCAGAACAUGCCUGUGCCAUUCCGUUGACGGAAGGGACCGAUGAGGAGUCCAACGACCAGUCAACUACAAUAACUGACUCGAAUAAUGCCCUAUCGACGCUGCCACUGCCCGUACCCACGAAGAUCCAGAUUAAGCCGGAUUUUGUUCCUCCCCGACAACGACCCCGCCUGCAAUCUAUCACUGACUUGAAUCGCUCAGCGGAGCCAAUCCGAAUUUCUCCGCCAUUUCACGACUCCACCCCCGACCUGAAUCGCAAACUGCCAUGCCUGCAGCCUUUCCAAUCUCCUCCCUCCCCAGUGACAGGGACUUCCCCUGAUACCAGCAAUACCCAGUCCCUCCCCUCUAUAUCCUCCGCGCUCAAUGCUCUCGGUCCAGAGUUCUCGUCGGUCCCCAUCCCUGCUCCCACUUCAACCUACUCGUAUCCCUCGUGUCCUGGCUCGGCCACAUCACGUAAUGACUCGCCGCAUGAACGCCAACUACCAGGGAUCUUGUCGCAGCAGAUCCCCAUCAGUCCCUUUUCACACUUCUCCCCCGUGAGCGCCAAGGAUGUGUCCACUCACCCGUCGCCAGCUUCACAACCGGCAUCAUGGCGUGCCAUCCCGUCCAAACCUUCGGUCCCGGUUCCGUCGCUACCACCGCCGAUGCCCCAUAUCGAAACAACCCCUAUUGCUUCAGCUCCUUAUGACAUGUCGCCUAUGACUGUCAAGAGCCCCGCCACCAGCUAUCCAACCCCAACAGAGCAGACUGGCCCUGGCCAAGCUGGAGAUCGUUCAUUUAGUUCGCAUCUGUCUACAAUCAAUCCCAAUGGGACCAUAUGCUCGGGCAAUUAUAAAUGCACGCAUCUGGGGUGUAACGCAGCACCCUUCCAAACCCAAUAUCUGCUCAAUUCUCAUGCCAAUGUGCAUUCUCAAGAUCGACCACACUUUUGUCCCGUAGAUGGGUGUCCCCGUGGUCUGGGUGGAAAGGGCUUCAAACGAAAGAAUGAGAUGAUGCGACAUGGCCUUGUCCACAACUCACCUGGUUACGUCUGUCCCUUCUGCCCGGAUCAACAGCACAAGUAUCCACGGCCGGAUAAUCUUCAAAGGCAUGUCCGGGUCCACCAUGUUGAUAAAGAUAAAGACGAUCCAAUCCUUCGACAGGUUCUUGCACAACGCCCUAUUGGCAGUACACGAGGACGACGGCGGAGAAUGAAUGCCUGA